CUCAUUUCAUUGCCUGGUUGUCUCGGAUUCUGCUCGUGUCUUAUUACCACAUUUUUGUCAGCAUCUUCUAUUGAAAGUUUGUAUUAUAACCAAAGACAGGAAUCUUUGGUGCAUUAGAGAUAGCACAGAUAGAUUUCUGCUGCGUUGUCUAUUUGACCAGAAAUAUUGUCCCAAGUACACUUACACUCAAGAUUCCACUUUCUUUAUAGUAAUUAAAAUAUAUUCCAUCCUAACAUGCAGAUCCUUCAAAGGCUUUUCAAGACUGCAAAUGAGACUACCACUUCUAUAAGCAACAAAGAAACUGUCAAUCAUCAGAAAGCGAAACCAUCAAAAGAUAUUGUGUUGUUUGGGAUCUGUCGUGGGAGUAGUAGAAGAAGAGGUGAUCAAAGCAGUUCAAGAAGCAAAAACAUCAACUUAUUCAAUAUAUUGUGCAGAAAGGAUAUUGGGAAGGAGUAUUUUUAUAGCACAAUUCAGUUAAGGAGAGUAGGAAGUUACCAUAGGAGACAACAUUUUGAAUACUGCAUGAAGAUGAAAAAAGAGAACCUUAAACUCUCUCACAAAGCAGAUUCGACAGUUGUAGGAAAUAUUACCCAAAUUUUGCCCAUUACACAUGAUUCAACAAAUGAUCAUAAAGAUGGUGCAGAAACAAUUAAGGGAGAUAAAACCAAGAUGAGUAUCUCUAAGAUGAAAGAGCUACUAAGAUGGGCUGCUGCUGCCAAAACUGACAAGGGAACCAAAUACAUAACCAGAAAGUUGCAGAUAUUCAAUUUCAGGAACAGGGCAACAUUGAAAGCAGUAGCAGAUGAUGAUCAACUGAGUAAUGAUUCCCCCAAAAUCAGCUUUAGAUGGGAUGCUGAAAGUUGCUCCACAACUUACUCAGCCAUGUCAAUACCUAACUCUUCAACUACAAAGAAUCAUGAACAAUCCAUUCAAAUAAACUUUGCUUCUGUAAACUCAACUCCCAUACACAUAGAUCAUUGCCCAAAAUUGAACUGGAUCACCACUGAUUCUGAAUUUGUGGUGCUAGAGCUAUGAAGACUAUAAGAACCAAAGGAGACAUGUAUAUCAUCAAUAAAUCUGGCAUGUGCAGUAAUUGAUGCGUAGCUAGAAAUUUGAUCUUUUCAGAUGUAAUGAUUAAGAAUUUCGCAGGGCAGAUUAAUGUAGCAUUAAUUACAAUUAUGUGAAGUUUUCUAUUGAUCUUCUA
Solanum dulcamara is the source of this 1204-nucleotide messenger RNA. RefSeq lists its product as uncharacterized. The coding region runs from base 235 to 1035 and encodes 266 amino acids. The record is from RefSeq and is a predicted model, not a curated record. Lineage: Eukaryota; Viridiplantae; Streptophyta; Magnoliopsida; Solanales; Solanaceae. The transcript is spliced from 5 exons.